Orycteropus afer afer is the source of this 606-nucleotide messenger RNA. RefSeq names its product chromosome unknown C1orf159 homolog (gene CUNH1orf159). Bases 1 to 606 code for a protein of 201 amino acids. The transcript is spliced from 8 exons. The record is from RefSeq and is a predicted model, not a curated record. Lineage: Eukaryota; Metazoa; Chordata; Mammalia; Tubulidentata; Orycteropodidae.
AUGGCGCUCCCUCACGUUAUCCUGCUGGUGGGAGUCCUGGCAGAAGUUACUGGCACAUCCACAGAAAGUACGGUCCAGCAGCCCAAGUGUUGUGUGGAGGUGGCAGAUGCCAAUGCCACCUGCCCUGGCACAGGCCUGUGUGGUCCAGGCUGCUACCGGCACAGGGCCGAGGACGGGAGUGUCAGCUGCCUCCAGUGCCACAACACCACCUUCCCAGCCACCGCCACCAAUGGCUCCGAGUGCAAAAGCUCCUCCGGCCGGGGCGAUCCCUUCCCCGUGAAUAGGAGUACAGGGACACCUGGGCUGCCAGGUUCUGGGGGUCCCCGAGUGGUUGCUUCGCUUUUUCUGGGGACGCUCUUCGUCAGUUCCGGCCUCAUCCUCUCUGUGGCCAUGUUCUUCUACCUCAAACGCACCAGUAAACUCCCUGCCAUCUGCUAUGGAAGGAACAAAGCCCCGGCCCAGCAGCCUGGCGAAGCCGCUGCGAUGAUCCUCCCGCCACAGUCCUCAGUGCGGAAGCCGCGCUAUGUGAGGCGUGAGCGACCCCCGGAAAGGCCCCUUGGUGCCGCAGCCAUCCCCUCAGUGGAGGCUCGAGUCAGCAGCGUCUAA